UUUUGUAUAAAAGACUUCACUUCUGUGGAUUUGUCACAUCCAAAAUGGACAGGCAUUUUUUUGUCGCUUGGUUGUUUUUUUCUUCACUACAAGUAUUUGUGGAACCUGCGGCACCUGAGAAUGCCAUCGAAAUCUACAGCCUGCAUGUGGACUGCAAAGUUACCUCACGAUAUGCCCACACAGUAAUCACCAGCAGAGUUGUCAACAGAGCGAAUGAAUCCAAGGAGGCUCUUUUUGAGGUGGAGUUACCCAAGUCCGCUUUCAUCACAAACUUUAGCAUGACCAUAGAUGGAGAAACAUAUCCUGGAAUAAUCAAGGAGAAGAAAUCUGCACAAGAUCAGUAUGACGCUGCGGUUUCACAAGGACAGAGUGCUGGACUGGUCAAAUCAACUGGAAGAAAACUAGAACAGUUUCGUGUUUCAGUCAAUGUUGCAGCUGCUGCCAAAGUUAACUUUGAACUCACAUACGAGGAACUUCUAAAGCGAAAGCUGGGAAAGUACGAACUGCUGAUCAAGGUCAAGCCCAAACAACUUGUUAAACACUUUCAGAUUGACACCCACAUAUUUGAACCACAAGGUAUAAGUGCAUUGGAAACUGAGAGCACUUUCAUCACCAAUGAACUGAACAAUGCUCUAACAAAGGUGCAGAAUGAGACAAAGGCCCACAUUUCAUUUAAACCAACCAUAGAUCAACAAAGAAAAACCCCUGGAGUGGAUGACACACUGCUCGAUGGAGAUUUUCUCAUACGUUAUGAUGUUAAAAGGAGUGAGACUGCAGGUGAUAUACAGAUUGUUAAUGGAUAUUUUGUGCAUUAUUUUGCACCCAGUCAAAUGCCAGCAUUUCCCAAAAACGUGGUCUUUGUCAUAGACACGAGUGGAUCUAUGAGUGGGAAGAAAAUACGGCAGACAAAAGAGGCAAUGAAAAAGAUUUUGGAAGACCUUAAUCCUGAAGAUUACUUUAGCUUAGUUCUCUUUAGUGGAACUGUGAGGUUAUGGACUUCAUCUUUGUUGCAAGCUACAGAGGAGAACGUGGAACGGGCUAAACGACAUGUUGAGACCAUUUCUGCUGGAGGAACAACAGAUAUUAAUGGUGCUCUUCAGAAGGCAAUACACUCACUGGACAAAGACACCACAGCUGAGCUAUUGCCAGACCAAAGCAUUUCCAUGAUAAUUUUGCUGACAGACGGUCAACCUACUACUGGUGAAACAAGCAUUGAUAGGAUUCAAAGAAACAUACAGGAAGCUAAUGAGGGGAAGUACUUCCUCUACUGCCUUGGCUUUGGAUUUGACGUCAGCUACACAUUUUUGGAGAAGAUGGCUUUAGAAAAUGGGGGAGUGGCUCGCCGUAUCUACGAGGACUCAGAUGCAGCCUUGCAGCUCCAGGGCUUUUAUCAAGAGGUAGCUACGCCUAUCCUGAAAGAGAUUGAAAUGAAGUACCCAGACAAUGCCGUACUGGAAAUAACUCAGAAUAAUUUCAAGUUGCUCUUUGAUGGCUCUGAAAUUGUUGUAGCUGGAAAGCUUAGCAAUGAUGUUGACGAUCUUCCUGUGGAAAUUAAGGCUAAAGGACAUGCCAGUGAAAUUACUCUUAAAGAAGAAGCAAAUAUAAGAGAAAAGGAGCAAGUAUUUCAGCAUCAGAAAUACAUCUUCGGCAAUUUCAUUGAGAGAUUAUGGGCCUACUUGACAAUUCAACAGCUACUAGAAAAAUCUGCUUCAGCUGAUGGAGAACAGCGGGAAAACCUGGAAGCUCAAGUUUUGAACAUCUCCUUGAAGUUUGGAUUUGUUACACCCCUCACUUCCAUGGUAGUCACCAAACCUGAUGCUCAAGAGGUGGCAAACAAGCCUACAGAGGCAGAUAAUGAGAAUGUAAACACUGCUGCAGAUCGAACGUUUGGCAUGAAGAAAGCUUCUAGAAUCGUAGGAGGUAGCGAUCCUCUUGACAACUCCGGGAGUUAUGUAAGAACAUCUUGGUCAGCACAAAUAGAUACCAGUUUCAAUUUCCAUCCACAAUUUCUAACCGAUUCUCAAGAUACCGAUUAUGCGGAUUAUUCAUACACGUUGCUGGGGAGUCACCCUGGCAACGUUCAGUCUCUCCCAGACGCUGUUAAUGAGUAUCCAAGUUUCAUUCUUCAACUGACUCAUGAAAAAAAUCCCAUUUGUUUAAAUAUCAAUGGACAGUUGCAAACACCCAUAACCCUGCUAACUGAUACAGACAAAGGGAUCCAAGUGACUGGUAAGCUUGGAGAAAACAGAAAGUUUGUGGAGUUCAAUGUAAUCUAUCAGACACCCAAUGUGCAAAUCAACGUGUCAAUGGGAGAAAUUAUACUGAAUGAUCAGGGCAAUGUGAGCUCUUUCCGAUGGACAAAGGCUGCAUCUUUAACAACUAGAGGGUUGAGCUUUCUUAUUGAAAAGGAAAGGAGUCUUUCACUAUCAGGACCAGAUGGUAUCACAAUACAAGUUUACUAUAUGAAGAACCCUCUUAAUUUCCUUGGAUUGCACUUCAAGAAUAGUGAACUUUUUUCUAACAACAUUGCUGGACUUUUUGGUCAGUUUUACUCUAAUAAACAUCUUCAAAGACACAGCAAUAGAAAGAAGAUGUUGACUGUACGAGGACAAUCGUAUAGUUUCACAAGGCAAAACAAGAAAGAUUACAGGAUUGAACAGGGAGCCAAUGUCAAUUUUACCUGCUGGUUACUGGAUAUAACUCCUUGAAGAACAGCAUUUAAAGCAGUAAAAAUGUCCAUCUUUUGUAUUAAGUGUAACUAUUACAUUUCAUUUCAGUGAUAACUAUUAAAAUUGUAAAUGUUUAAUGCAGAAUUUUAAAUGUGGAGCCAUUAAAUCUAAUCAUCUAAUUGGACAAAUUUCAGGGCAGGCUUUUGUUUUGUUUUUUGCUAAUUUGGCAACACUGACAAGGAACAAAAAAUUAUCAUUUAUGGUUACUAAAAUGGAGGGAACCAGUUUGACAAAGACACUGUGUGGGGUGGGGUUGUACACGAUCUAUAAUACAGUUACUAAAAAUAUUCUGAAA
Messenger RNA from Podarcis muralis (Common wall lizard), 3024 nucleotides. RefSeq names its product inter-alpha-trypsin inhibitor heavy chain H4-like. The record is from RefSeq and is a predicted model, not a curated record. Gene Ontology annotation, molecular function: serine-type endopeptidase inhibitor activity. Lineage: Eukaryota; Metazoa; Chordata; Lepidosauria; Squamata; Lacertidae. Gene Ontology annotation, biological process: hyaluronan metabolic process.